AUGAAGGGGCUUGUGGAAACCAUUCGGGAGCCAGAACGCUCAUCCACAAAGUCGUCCGUGCAGGGUACUAUUGGCCAACUUUCUAAGCGGAUGCAAAAGCUUAUGUCAAGGCAUGUGACAAAUGCCAACGAUUCAGCAAUAUCCCCAGGAAUUGACUACUUCACGAAGUGGGUGGAAGCAGAACCAUUGGCAAGCAUUACCCAGCAGAAUGUAAAGAACUUCGUCUGGAAAAAUAUAUUAUGCAGGACGACAGUGAGGACCCCUACAGGGGAAACCCCUUUUAACCUAGCCUAUGGGAGCGAAGCAGUUAUACCUGCGGAAGUGCACAUGGCCACUCAUAGGGUGACAUCAUAUCAUGGCAAGGAUAAUGAGGAGCAACUCCGUCUGAACCUCGAUCUUAUAGACGAGGUGAGGACAGAAGCAGAGCACAAAGCAGCGAAGUACAAGAACCUCAUGGCUAGGCAAUAUGAUGCAAUGGUGAAACCAAGGCGCUUUAACAUAGGAGAUCUCAUCCUGAGAAAGGUCUCCUUGGCAACCAAAAAUCCAGCUCAUGGGAAACUAAGCCCCAAUUGGGAGGGACUCUACAGAGUCAUCAACUUUAAAAGGCAAGGAUCCUAUUAUUUGGAGGCCCUGGAGGGGAGAAAGCUAGAACAUCCUUGGAACGUGGAGCACCUGAGGAAGUACUACCAGUAA
This is a messenger RNA of Quercus robur (English oak), 693 nucleotides long. RefSeq lists its product as uncharacterized. Lineage: Eukaryota; Viridiplantae; Streptophyta; Magnoliopsida; Fagales; Fagaceae. The transcript has 3 exons. The coding region runs from base 1 to 693 and encodes 230 amino acids. The record is from RefSeq and is a predicted model, not a curated record.